UUCGGACGCCUCGUGAAGGUUUCGUGAAGGUUUGGUCAAACGCGAGUAUUCGGAGGAAGGGACACCAUACAGGACCUUGAAAUCCCGACACGCCUGCCGCAUUGGAUAUACGAACGAUUUUCGAAGGGAUUUUUCAUCUCUCUCAUCAUGCGCUGGCGAUCUAUUCGGUCGUUGGUGCUUCUCCUAUUUAUAGCUGCGGCGCACGUUUCUGAUGUCACAUCCACACCUCAUCAUAUAAAAUUGAGGCAUGGAAGACACAGACGACAACAUGGGGAAAACCACAUACCAAAAACAUAUAUUUUAGACCCGAAUGAACCAGAAAGAGGGAACUGGGGCCCAUGGUCUAAUCCAAGUUCCUGCUCCCGUUCUUGUGGAGGUGGUGUUUCACAUCAAAUGAGAACGUGUCUUGAUAUAGAUUCAAGUGGAUAUGCCCGUUGUACAGGUGCAACAAGGAGGUUCUUUUCCUGUAAUAUCCAGGAAUGUCCUGGAGAACCGAAGGAUUUCCGUGCUGAGCAGUGCGCAGACUUCAACAGCAAACCAUUUAAGGGUGUUCAUUUUGAUUGGAUUCCUUACACAGGAGGUCCUAACAAGUGUGACUUAAACUGUAUGCCACGCGGAGAAAGAUUUUUCUACAGGCAUAAACCCAGUGUUAUAGACGGUACAUUAUGUGACAUUGAGAAAAAUGAUAUUUGCGUGGAGGGCCAGUGCAUGCCUGUUGGAUGCGACAUGGUACUGGGCAGUGACGCCAAAGAAGAUGCUUGCAGAAUUUGUAAUGGUAAUGGAACCGAUUGUAAUACAGUGAAGGGCCUGUUCGACGCAGAUGAUUUGCAAGCAGGUUACGUCGACAUUCUAUUAAUCCCAGAAGGAGCAACGAACAUUCUUGUAAGAGAAAUACAACCAUCGAAUAAUUAUUUAGCUAUUAGAAACACAAGUGGACACUAUUACUUAAACGGAAACUGGAGAAUAGACUUCCCUCGAAGUUUAAGGUUCGCCGGUACAAUUUUCCACUAUGCUCGUGACCCCCAAGGUUUCUCUGCACCUGACACAAUUACAGCUCUGGGACCAACGACCGAACCAAUUUACGUCGUGUUGCUCUAUCAAGAUAGAAAUGUUGGAGUAAAUUACGAAUACAGCAUUCCGAGCAAAAUCUCUCAACAAGGUGACCCUGACGGCUACAAUUGGAUAGCAGAUGAAUUUUCUGCAUGCAGUUCAACUUGUGGAGGAGGCUAUCAAUCAAGACGAGUGAGCUGUGUUGGUCGGCGAAACAAUGAACCAGUGGAUGAGCAACUUUGUGAUCCUCUGCGAGAGCCAGCAGAUACACAAGCUUGUGGUGAGGAGCCUUGCCCACCUUCAUGGGUGGAAGGCGAGUGGAGUCCUUGUACCAAGCAAUGCGGUGAGGGCGGUGAGCAAACUCGAGAAGUUAAAUGCGAGCAGGUGGUUUCUGGGGGAAUCCCCUCGAUUGUCGAUGAUUCGCAAUGUGCGAACCUAGGACCUAAACCUGAGUCAAAGCAGGAAUGUAAUAAAGAGGUUGAUUGCCCUCAGUGGCAUGUAGGUCCAUGGAAACCGUGCGAUCACUUGUGUGGAGAAGGUAAACAGACAAGAAAAGUAACUUGCUACAGAAAAACGAAUGGAAAAAUCCAGGUUUUGGAGGACUCCGCCUGUGAGGAAGAAUUACCUGAACGGGAAAAAGUGUGCGAGUUGAGGCCUUGUGCUGGUGUCGAUUGGGUUACGUCAAACUGGAGCGGCUGUACGGAAAAAUGUGGAUUAACUCAAGAAACCAGAACCGCACAAUGCGCAACUCAGGAUGGCAAAACUUAUCCUGACGACAAGUGUGAUCCUGAAAAAAAACCUGAGUUAAGUCGAAAUUGUGACGUCCCCCAAAGUUGUGAAUACGAGUGGGUAGCAGCCCAAUGGAGUGAGUGCUCUGCAAAAUGCGGAUCGGGAAUUCAAACCCGACAAGUAUUUUGUGCAACCUUCGAGACUGAGGAUACUCUGAAAAAAGUAGCUGAUGAAAAAUGUGAUGCUGAGAAAAAAUACAUCGAGACGAAUGUCUGCACUGCCAAGAUCGAAGAAUGCAAGGGUGAAUGGUUUGCUGGUCCAUGGAGCAAGUGCUCGAAAGCUUGCGGUGGUGGAGACAUGACCCGCAAGGUGAUUUGUAUGAAAGACAAUAUGACUGUACCCACAAGCAAUUGCGAUGUUGAAAGCAUUAUGUUCGGCAAAGAUAGUUGCAAUGAACAUCCAUGUGGUGAAGAUGAAGUAAUCCCAGUAACUCCAGACAAGGCGAAAGCUUUGCCCAAUGAGUCAGAAGAAGAGGAAUGCGAGGAUGAAGAAGAAGAAGAUUUCGUCAGUAUCAAUACUCCUGAAACUGAUGGAAACGAUUCAGAAACAACGAAAGUCGCUCCUCUAAGCUCGCUCUUGGAUUCUGAAAGCAGCGAUGUAACUAUCGGAUUCACGGAUGUAAUGAUCAGCGACACACCUUACAGCAGAGGCGAUAUUUCAGCUUCCACUGAUUCUGGUAGUGGUAGUGGAGCAAGCAGUGAUUACGAUGAUGACUUUACUAUCUUCAGUACCGGCUUCACGGACACUGUUCUGCCUAGCGAAGAUGGUUCAACUGUGGAAGGAAGUGGAUCUUCCCCUGAUGACAGUUCCGACACAACUAUUUCUGGUGUAACCCAAUCAGGAGUUACUGAAAUAUCUACUGCUGGAUCUACUAAUGGAUCUACUGAAGAAGUCACAGAAGGUACAACUGAAUCAGGAUCCACUGGUGCGACUACUCAAUCGGGUACUGACGCUACAACUGAAGAACUAGCUUCCGGAACAACUGAAAGCUCAACUGAAUCUUCAACGGAGUCUCCAUCUGAGUCUUCAACUGAGUCAUUAACUGAGUCUUCAACUGACUCUUCAACUGACUCUUCAACUGAGUUUUCAACUCACAUCCCGACUGAAUCUUCUGUAAAUACAGAAAUAACCGAAUCUUCUGGAUCUACGGAUAGUACUGACUCCUCUGAAACUACUGUUUCAUCUUCUACAGAAUCUGCGGAAACUGAAACAACAAAUACUGCAUCGACAACUUCCUCUGAUGAAACAGCAACUACAGAGUCUACAGUUUCUGAAGAAACAGUUUCCUCAGAAUCUGCUUCUUCUGAAUCUAGUUCGUCUGAAUCCAGUCCAUCUGAAUCCACUUCUUCUGAAUCCAGUACUUCCAGCGGAACCACAGUUACAGAUUUCUCCGAAACCACUAUGGAGAGCUCGACCCUUUCUGGCUUAACUGAAUCGGAGGAAACUUCUGACUCUACCACCGCCCCAACAACCGAAUCAUCUGGAGAGACUACAAGAGCCUUUGGAGAAACUUCGGAAACUGAAAACAUAGAAUCGGGAGCAACAACAGAGUCUGGAGAAACAACUGUUUCCGGUGAAACUACCGAAUCUGGAUUGACAACUGAAUCUGGAUUGACAACCGAAUCUGGAAUGACAACCGAAUCAGGAUUAACAACUGAAUCUGAUUUAACAACUGAAUCUGGGUUAACAACUGAUUCCGGAUUAACAACUGAAUCUGGUGCGACGACAGAGUCCGGAAUGACGACUGAAUUUGGUUUGACUACGGAAUCUCGAGAAAGUACGAUAAAUAGUGAAACGACUGAAAGUGGUAUCACUGACGAGUCAACUCCUUCUGGAACAACUGCUGCCGAGGACGAAGACACAGACUUAACUGAGAAGACUCAUGUUUCUGAGAUCUGGACUACCAUCAGUCCCGUCCAGAGGGCAUUGGAGAAGGAGGGACGCGGCAAGAAGUGCAAGUUGAGGAAGAAGAAGACCUGCAAGACUACGGAAUUCGGCUGCUGUUAUGAUGGAGUCACUCCAGCAGAAGGGCCCUUCGGAAAGGGAUGUCCGACUGCCCAGACUUGCGCAGAAACUAAAUUCGGAUGUUGUCCAGAUGGUGUUUCACCUGCUAAAGGAACAAAUAAUGAAGAAUGUCCUGAUCAGCAUUGCAAUGAGACUCUCUUCGGUUGUUGUCAAGAUGGAAUCACUCCUGCUGAUGGCAACGACUAUGAGGGAUGCAAAAAGCCUUGCAAUGAAACAGAGUUUGGAUGUUGCCCAGACAAAGAAACUCCAGCGAGUGGAAAGGACAACUUGGGAUGCUGCAAUGUCACCGAACAUGGCUGUUGUCCAGAUGGGAUUAAACCAGCUACUGGUCCUGAUGGCGAGGGUUGUGAAGAAGAGACCUCUGAAUCACCAGACUUUGAAACUACGACAUCAAUAGCAGAAGACUGUGCCAAUUCGACUUAUGGUUGUUGUCCAGAUGGACAGAAGACAGCUACUGGUGAAAACUUCGAAGGUUGUGGAGUCAUCAACACGGAAAAUUGCACAGCUUCGUACUUCGGAUGUUGUCCUGAUGGAGUUACAGCUGCACUUGGAUCUCAACAUCAAGGUUGCCACAUGCCAUGCGAAAACUCGACCUACGGUUGUUGCGAUGAUGGAACAACGCCAGCUCACGGACCUAGCAAGGAAGGUUGUUGUCUCACGACACCUUACAAAUGCUGCCCUGACAACAUCUUACCAGCUCGGGGUCCAGACUUUUACGGAUGUGGAUGCCAGUAUUCUAGAUUUGGUUGCUGUCCCGAUAAUACUACCGCAGCUCGUGGAUCAAACAACGAAGGAUGCGGAUGUCAGUUUACACCGCAUGGUUGUUGCCCGAAUAGAUUCACUCCCGCAAAUGGUCCUAACUUUGAGGGAUGUCCAUGCUAUACUUAUCAAUUCGGCUGCUGUUCUGAUGGAGUUACUGUGGCUAAGGGACCUAAUAGUCAAGGAUGUGGAUGUGAGAAUACAGAAUUUAAGUGCUGCUCCGAUGGAAGAACGCCAGCCAAGGGACCAAACUUUGCUGGUUGUGCUUGUGAUGCUUCCAAAUUUGGUUGCUGUCCUGAUGGAGUCGAAGAAGCUCAGGGUGAAAACUUCGAGGGCUGCCUGACAGUUCCCUCCACUCCAGGUGCUACGUGUGGUUUAAAAGGGGAUAGAGGACCUUGCAGAGACUUCUCUGUUAAAUGGUUCUAUGACACUGAAUACGGAGACUGCUCCCGAUUCUGGUACGGAGGCUGUGAGGGUAACGAGAAUAGAUUCAAAUCUCAGGAAGAGUGUAAGGAUGUUUGCGUAGAGCCUAAAGGAAAAGAUGUAUGUUCCUUACCCAAAAUUGGUGGACCCUGUAAGGGAUACCAUCCAAAAUGGUACUAUGAUGUUGGAAGGAAACAGUGUGGACAGUUCAUCUGGGGAGGAUGUCUCGGAAAUGCUAACAAGUUCGCGACGAGAGAUGAAUGCGAGUCGCUUUGUACCAUUUCUGAUGAUGCCGAUCCUUGCGAUCAGAAUAAGGAAAUAGGCCCUUGUGCUGGUAACUUCACUAGGUGGCACUUCAAUAAAGAAGCUCAAAGUUGCGUACAAUUCAGCUAUGGUGGAUGCAAGGCGAACCUCAAUAACUUCCAAACCGAAACUGCUUGCCAGGAAAGGUGUCUUCAGCCGGGUCGUACUCGCGAUUCUUGCUUGCUGCCACGAGCGGAGGGUAACUGCACAGAGAAGCAUCCUCGAUGGUUCUUUGACCAAUCGGAGAAUCGCUGCAUGCCAUUUUAUUACACUGGCUGUGGUGGUAAUAAAAAUAACUUUGACUCUAGAGACGCAUGUGAGUCUAUUUGCCCACCCAAGAUCGAACCGGAUACCUGCUUACUUCCUGCAAUUGCGGGCGAGUGUCACAAUUAUACUCAACGGUGGUUCUACGAUUCCUACGAACAACGAUGCAGACAGUUCUAUUAUGGAGGCUGCGGUGGAAACGAGAACAAUUUCAUGUCUGAGUACGAUUGUAUCAACAGAUGCGAAGCUUCCCUCAACACAAAAGCACCUCCUGCACAGGAAUUCAAAACUGAAUAUUGCUUCUUGCCUGAUGAACGAGGACCUUGUUCAGAUCAUCAAACUAAAUGGUUCUACGAUAGUCGAAUAGGACUCUGCAAACAAUUCCAUUACGGCGGUUGUGGCAGCAACGGAAAUAAUUUCAUUACUCGUGAGGAAUGCGAAUAUCGAUGUGGUGAAGUCCAAGAUCCUUGCAGCUUGCCAGUUCUCAUCGGACCCUGCAACGGAUCCGUCGUCCAAUUCUAUUAUGAUAGAAGAUACGACAACUGUUUCGCCUUUGACUAUAGUGGCUGUCAAGGCAACAAAAAUCGCUUCCAGGAUAUCGGAUCGUGUACCCAAAAAUGCGUUAGGCAAGUAGAAGCUCAGCGAGACACCACGCCUCACUCCGUUGUAGAACCAGAACCAAAUGCCAUCUGCUCAGCUCCAGUUGAAGUCGGUCCUUGCAGAAAAGAAAUCACUGCUUAUUUCUACAAUUCCGAGGCUAAAACUUGCCAGGCCUUCGUAUACGGAGGUUGCGAAGGAAAUGCUAACAGGUUCCAGUCUGAAGAACAAUGCGAGCGUCUCUGCGGUGUAUUCCGAAAACAAGACAUUUGCAACCUCUCGGCCGAUCCUGGUCCUUGUAGAGGAGCCUUCACUAAAUUCUUCUACGAUCAAUCAACCCGAGCUUGCAGAGAAUUUAUCUACGGUGGAUGUGAUGGAAACGCUAAUCGAUUUAGCACUAUUCCUGAAUGUGAAUCUGUAUGCAUUCAUCAUGAAGAACCAUCGACCAAUUUAACUGAUACAGAUAAUUCUCACCUGGCAAUCUGCCAAGAAUCCGUUGAUAUUGGUUCUUGCACUACCGGAAAUUAUAAGAGGUUCUACUUCGAUCCUGAUGACAACACCUGUAAGGGCUUCAUUUAUACUGGCUGUGGCGGCAAUCGAAAUAAUUUCAAGACCUUUGAAUCUUGCAUUAACAGUUGUCUUAAAUCGAAUGAAAUCGACGUUGACGAUAGAAUAAAUAAGGAUCCUUGUGAGGAGGCGGAAGAAGAAUGCAGGGUGAUUCGCUGUCCGUAUGGCAAAGAGGCCUUUGUUGAUAAUCAGAAUUGUCAACACUGUCGAUGUGCUGAUCCUUGUGCAACUCAAAGUUGUCCAGAAGGUACCAGAUGUGCCAUCAUUCUGGAUGAUUCAAAUGAUGUUCCUAUAUACAGGGGUGUUUGCAGAUCUGCUGUUAAAAAUGGUCGUUGCCCUACUGUAUCAAACAGUACCAGAUGUGAACAAGAGUGUUCGACAGACGCCGACUGUGCAGGAGAACGUAAAUGUUGUAAUAAUGGUUGUGGUACUUCCUGUCUGGAACCCGCAUCAGAAGAAAUAAUUACGACACUAUCACCAGUUGUAAACGUAUCUGCACCACUUUAUGGUGCAGAACCAGCUGCAAUUCAUCAUCCAAAAGAAUCCAAACUUACGGCUGAGGAAGGUUUCUAUGUGACGAUGCCGUGUGUCACUACCGGAAAUCCGAGACCCGCAAUCACCUGGCGCAAGGAAACUGAAUUGAUAUCUGCAAAUGAAAAGAGGCGAAGGAUCCUUAAUGAUGGCUCCCUGCAGAUUAUCAAUUUGUACACCUAUGACCGAGGAACCUAUAUUUGCACCGCUGACAAUGGUCAUGGUUCUCCUGUCAGAAUAGAAUACCAAUUGGACAUAACAGAGCCCCUGAGCAAUCGUUCUGCUGCUAUUGUUGGGGAACCAACCGCAUCGAUUACGGUGACGAUCAACUCACCAACUACCCUUCAUUGCUAUGCGAUGGGUUGGCCAAGGCCCUUCGUGACCUGGUGGCGUGGAGAUCGCAUGCUACCCUUCUCUUCAGAAGAUUACGAACAGGAUUCCGAUUAUACCCUCCUCAUCCGAUCAGUGACAAUUAGUAACCUUGGAGUGUACGAGUGUCAAGCUUACAACGCCAUCGACAGACCAGCCUCCUGGUCCAUCACCCUUCAGGCAAUUGGACCAGUUCACAAUGUCUCCAGUCCUUAUAUAGUCCCGCCACCUGAAAGGCCCACUACGAUAAGGCCCAACUAUCCAUUCAGGCCCCAGAGGACCCAAGCACCCGAUUACCAAACCUACCCUCCUGUUUAUCCCAAUAGAACUGGUUAUUAUGUGCCUGGCGCUAUUCCCCUUGAACCUAGUCAUAACGCAACCACUUGGUAUCAAGUACCAGUAAAAGUGAACGUUUCUGCACACCAAGAACAAUGGCCAGAAGGAAGUGAUAUUAGUAUUGCUUGCGAAGUGGAUGGCUAUCCUAUUCCAAGAGUGGAAUGGUUCAAGAAUGAUGUUCCAAUUGAAGUUGAUAACCGCAUCAAGAUUUCUGAAGCCAACAGAUUAGAAAUUCUCGACGCAAGCAGAAACGAUUCCGGUCAAUACCGAUGCGAAGCAACCAAUCAAUUUUCAAGCAGCUCUGAAAGCGUAAACAUAAACGUAGCUGGAAUUUUCAUCCACCCCAAUUGUCAAGACAAUUCCUACUUUGCCAAAUGCGAUCUGAUCGUGCUUGCCAACUACUGCCAGCACAAAUACUACGCUAAAUUCUGCUGUCGAUCCUGUACGGAAGCCGGACAGUUGCCAGUGAGAGGUCCUCAUCUAGAAAGAACGAGAAGAAGAAGAUCCACCCACUUUUUCUAAAAACUGAAACUAAUUCUCGAUCGGUCGGACCAAUGGGACAUAAUCAAUAGAUAUAAAAAAGGAGACUCUUUAUCCGUACUCUCGAUUCCAACAAUUUAAAUCAAAAUCUUUCCAACACUCUAUGGAAACUCCAAACCGUGAUUAAAAUUUAGCGAUUAAAUAUUAUCGAUUCAACUUGAUCAGGGGAUCAAAGCAAGAAUUAAAUCAUAAUUUUCUUAUAACGAAAAAACUGUUGUCUUCGCCGAACGCGUUGAAACUCGAGUCUCGUUCACUGCCAAAGCCUUAGAACGUCUAUACAUAGACAGCGAUAAAUUAAUCAAACUCCUCUUUUCUAGCGCGUCGUAAUUUUUAUUUAAUUUUUUUUAUUCCUUAUACUUUUUUCGACACAGGGUCCAUGUAUACACGAUCUGAAGCUGAAUCCUAGUCCGACGGAGCCAUAAUUGAAAGCUGUAAGUUGCGCUUUCAUAAGACGAUUUGCGACUUCGUCGAUCUCAGAAGACACCUCGAAGUAAAAAAAAUGUGCAUUCUUCCUUUUUCUUUUGUGUCUCUAAAUCAAAAGUAAUAGAAAUCGAUGUGAAAGUAGAUUCAAUGUAGUUGUGCAACCUUUUCUGGUAAGUAUAGUACAAUUCCUUAUCUUCCCAGGGUGAUGACUAACGAAUCGAAAAUAAUGCCUUUAUUAAUCGUUGAAAUUAUUUCUUGGAAUAAGAAACCGAAACUCAAAACUAGAGACCACAUGAGACCUGUAAAUAUUAUUUUAAUCACUGCUAAUGCAUUUUAUCUCAUAAUGAAGAAUUGAGUUAUUCAGUCUCCCCAAUAACACGAAAUAUUGCAGGAGAAGAGUGGCAAAAUUGCUAUGCAAUAUUGUAGAAAUUUUGCUUCAAUAUAUGAAAUUACCUUUUCCAAUUAAUAUUGCUGCAUUGGUGCAACAAGAUUUUGCAACAACAGUGCAUCAACAUUGCAUUUUUACAUGUUGAAGCAACAUUGUUGCAAUAUUCAGGGUGGCCGCUGGACCGAGAAGUCGGGAAAACCGGGAAAUGAACAGGAAUUUUUUGAGACCGGAAAUAAAAUUUAAAAGUCUGCCC
This is a messenger RNA of Belonocnema kinseyi, 9617 nucleotides long. It is a transcript of the gene Ppn, whose product is annotated as papilin. Gene Ontology annotation, cellular component: extracellular region; extracellular matrix. Gene Ontology annotation, biological process: extracellular matrix organization. NCBI's taxonomy places the organism in Eukaryota, Metazoa, Arthropoda, Insecta, Hymenoptera, Cynipidae. Gene Ontology annotation, molecular function: serine-type endopeptidase inhibitor activity; metalloendopeptidase activity. The transcript has 39 exons. The coding region runs from base 148 to 8535 and encodes 2795 amino acids. The record is from RefSeq and is a predicted model, not a curated record.